Messenger RNA from Thelazia callipaeda (thelaziosis nematode), 2340 nucleotides. NCBI's taxonomy places the organism in Eukaryota, Metazoa, Nematoda, Chromadorea, Rhabditida, Thelaziidae. The record is from the annotation of a GenBank genome assembly.
AUGGAUAAGGAAGGGUGCCAUGAUUUUUCGAGUGGAAUUGAAGUAGCUAUGACAGAAUCUUUGGCGGUUGCUUCAACAUCGUCUGCAUCUUGUUUGAAAGUACCAGAAACGAGAACGCCAUCUUUGGCUUCUUCUCUUCCCACUGUGCUUUGUGUUACAUCAAAGACAUCAGAUGUGAUAUGUAAUCCGUGGAGGAAUUUAGUCAGCCAGAACAGACGGCGUUACAAAAAGGACAAUUUCGAUCUCGAUCUUACCUACAUUACGGAUCGAAUCAUUGCUAUGGGAUUCCCAGCUACAGAUCAAGAAAAAAUUUAUCGGAAUAGUAUGGAGGCAACAGUCAAAUUUCUGGAACGUUACCAUGCUGAUCAUUAUAUGGUUUUUAAUUUGCGUGGGCGGCAUGCAUACGAUCCAAGCUAUUUCCACAACCGUGUUAUGGCUUUUGAAAUGGAUGAUCACCAUCCGCCAAGAUUGGAAUUAAUGGCUCCUUUUUGUCGUGCGGUUCACGACUAUUUAGCUGCUGAUGAACAGAAUGUCGUUGUUGUUCAUUGCAAAGCGGGUAAAGGACGUACGGGUGUAAUGAUUUGUGCUUAUCUCGCAUAUAUAAAUUUCUAUUGCUCGCCAAAACAAAAUAUGGAUUAUUAUAGUAUUGUAAGAACUGUUAAUAACAAGGGUGUAACUAUACCAUCUCAGCGACGUUACGUGUAUUAUUUUUCUCAUUUAAGAAAACAUAGUCUUAAUUACAUGCCACUUCGUUGUGAACUUAUUGGUGUGUACUUUGAACGACCUCCGAAACUCAAUGGUAUUUUACUUGACGGUGCAUAUCGGUUAAGAGUUUCAAAUGGUGAUGUAGAUGUUUUCAUACCGGAACCUCUUCGAUUAAGCAAUCGGGAUUUUGAGGAAGAGGAAAUGCAGUGGGGCCAGUAUCCUUGCUCUGUUGGUGAGGACCAUUAUAAUCCAUAUGAUCCACAACCGGACAAAAAUUGUAUUUCAAGUUUUGUUUUUACCAGACGCUGCUAUGGAUGGACUGUACCUGCCAAAAAGCGAGUAUUUAUCGAAGGCGACGUUCGAAUUGAUUUUUAUAUGAAGAAAUGGUUCAGAGGCUUAAGAUGGACUUUGAAAGAUCGUCAAAAGUUUGGACACGUUUGGUUUAAUACUAUGUUUAUCUGCCCUGAUUAUUGUAGAGGUGUUUAUGUGCAUGGUGAUGAAGCCCACCUUUAUCCAAAAGAUGAAAUCGUGACUUUGGAUCCAUGUUCACCUACCUAUUCUCGAAGUCAAACGAGGAACGGCAUUCUUAGGAACGCGCCCUAUCAUUUGGAUGGAAAUCUUGAAAGUAAAAAAAAACGAUGUGACGAAACGUGUAAUAAAAAAGAAGAAUUUGGCGUACAUCAAUGUGAUAUUGACUCACCGCCGGGACUCGAACAGCAUUGUCCAUUUCGUUGUUUGCCUCUGAUAUAUCCUGAACAACUUGGACGGCAGCCACCUCGGAGAGAAAUUAUGACUUUACUGCGUGAUGCUCAUAUUAAGCAUUCGAUCAGCGAUAAGUGUAACAAGGAUCUGAGACAGGUUUCAUCUGGUGACGUAAUACCCAAAAGCCCUAAAGCUCGGUUAGACUGUGGAGGACCGAUGUGCCUAAUGCGUCAACCAUAUGAGCAUGUUUUGACAUUCAGUGUCUUGGAAAUAGAUCGAGCUUUUAAAAGUUACAAAGUAAAUAGGAAUUUCAAGAUAUAUGUGGUAUUAAAGUGUGUUGAUGUGGAAAACAAGGAAGACACAGAGUUAGCUAAAGAGUGUAUCAGAAAUAUGUGUGCAGCUCAGGCUAAAAUAGAUGCAAGAAGAGCUGAGGAGAUGCGAAGGAAAAGUGGACAAUUUAAAUUUGAAAAUGUAUCUGACAGUACAUCAAUGCAUUCUUCAAGUUCGUAUCCAGCAGAUACUAAAUCCGACCAAACGUGGCGAGAUGAUCCUCGUUUGCAUAAUGCUAACUUGCGUAAAUAUUUCUUCAGGCAACGAACAGAUUCAAAAUCAGUUUAUCCUCCUGCCAAUUACCGAUGUACUCUCAGAAAAAAUAGCUGCUCACUCUCUGGUUUAUCAAAAAUCGCUUUAACAAAUGAUGAAGAUAUUUCGUUAUCGGUCGAGGAAGAAGUUGUGAUGAAAAGGAAGUGGCAGUGGCUAGAUAGUGAAGAUGCAAAAGAAGAUUUCAUUGCAACGAGAGAUCAAGAAUGGUUGGAGGAGUCAUCAGAAAGGAAGAGUGCUGAGCUUGUUGAUUUCUCUAACAUUCAUGAAGACGCCUAUCAUCACUCAAAAUACUGCAGUUAUAGAGUGAAGAUUGAAAAUGCCUUUAAGUGA